Messenger RNA from Monodelphis domestica (gray short-tailed opossum), 11117 nucleotides. It is a transcript of the gene KCNK5, whose product is annotated as potassium two pore domain channel subfamily K member 5. Lineage: Eukaryota; Metazoa; Chordata; Mammalia; Didelphimorphia; Didelphidae. Gene Ontology annotation, cellular component: plasma membrane. Gene Ontology annotation, molecular function: outward rectifier potassium channel activity; potassium ion leak channel activity. Gene Ontology annotation, biological process: stabilization of membrane potential; potassium ion transmembrane transport. The record is from RefSeq and is a predicted model, not a curated record.
GGUAAUUUCCCACCCCUGCUGCCAUCAGCAGCUGGCUGGCUUUCUUUUCUUUUUUUUUUUUAAAUAUAACUAGCUGAUAAACCAACAGCAUCUCUCUGCAAAGGCUGAGGCCCUUGUGGGGAUACCUCCUCCUUCCUUUCCCCCUCCCCCAGAUCACUAAGCAAUUUGUUUCUAACGGAAACUUUUUUUAAAAACUCUUUUCCUUUGACUAUUGACUUCGUGCCCAAAGCCACCUAAAGGAGCUCCUGUAGAUCAGAGACUAGAGGACUUUGUAUGUGUAUAUGGAGAGCUAAUCUAGGAGCUCAGAGACCUGGGUUCCAGGACCUGUUUACCUGACUGAUUACUCCCCUGGCCUCUGCCUCAGUGACUCAAAUUUUCCACAGUACUUUAUCUGACUCCUCUUUGCCCCUGCCUCAUUCUGCCUUGUGUCAAUUAUUUGUAUACGGGUUCUAUUCCUUGUUAGACUGUGAGCUCCCUAAGGACAGGGGUUAUAUCUUUUCAUCUUUGUAUUCCCAACAUAUUUUAUUUUUUAUAAAACAGAUCUGUGACUUCCUUAGUAUUGGGAUUUCCCAGUGAGAAAACUUCUGUUAAUGUAAACUUGUAUUUGUUCUGUCACUUAAAAUCUUAAGUCUGGUACACUGAAAGUUAAAUAAUGUGCCCAAAGUUGAUCACACUCCUUAUAUGUCAGAAGUGGGAUCCAGGCCUUCCUAAGUAAACUAAUCUCUAUCCAUUCCUCUAGACAACUAACUUAACACAUUUGUUUAUUGGUUUUCAGUUGUGUCCCACUCUUCAUGACCCCAUUUAGCUAAGAAACUGGAGUGGUUUGCCAUUUCCUUCUCCAGUUCACUUUAUAGAUGAGGAAACUGAGGCAAAUAGCAAUUAAGUGUCCUGGUCAGGGUCAUACAGUUUAGAAGCCUCCGAGGGCAGAUUUGAACUCAGGAAGAUUAGUCUUCCUUACUCAAAGUCUAGCACUUUUUCCACUGCUGAAGAAAUUGAAGUUCAGAGUGGGGAAGUCAAUUCAUAGGACAUUGAUUUAGAGCUGGAAGGAAUUUUAGAGGUCAUCUAGUUCAGUCCCAUUCCCCCCAUUUUACCUCAAGAAAACUUGAGGUCCAAAAAAGAAGUUAAGUGACUUGCCUAGGGCCACAUAGCUAGUGCCUUUAGUGAGAUUCCAAGCUUGCUGCCUGACUCAAGGGCCUCAUCAUGCUUUAACUUGUAUGAAGGUAUAUAUAAGGUUAAAAAAAAAUUAAGUAUUCCCCUGCUGUGUCAGGGAGGUAGAAGGAGAGAGAGAAAUAGAGACAGAGAGCACCCACUGAAAAAUGAAAAAUAUUCUAGCCUCUGAUAUUUCCUUGCUUUUGGGAUCCUGGGGCAAGUCACCUAACUCCAAAUGCCUUUGCCCUUGGGUCUUAGAAUUGUUACUAAGACAAAGUAAGGGUUUAUAAAAACAAUAAUUUUUAAAAAUUGUAUUGACAUGUAAAAAACUUAAAUCUUCCCUCUAUUGCAAAAUCAAUUAUUCUCCCUUCCCUUGUCCUUUUUGACAAUUGUAUGGUGAAACUUUUUGUGGCAUUAUUUAAUUAUUUCUAAAUAAAUCCCACCUCUUAAAAGAAUGGAGAGAAAAGGAAUGGCUCUUUUGGGGGUAGAAGGGCUGGGAAACUCUGGCCUUAACCUUCUCCUUCUUAAAAAUGGGGAUAAUGAUAAUUACAACAUGUUUUAGGAAGCAGGUCUUCCUGAGAAUGAGGCUGUAGAAUGCCUUGAUGCCUUUGCAGUAAGGGAAGGGUGAGCCUGAGGGAAUGUGGCAUCAGCACGGGAACUGGGAGAGCUAGGGAAGGUUUUGUAAAAAGAGGUAGAACAGUGUUAUCUAGGUGGAUGGGCCUGGGUUCAAAUAUGACCUCAGAUACUUUAGCUGUGACCCUGGGCAAGUCACUUUUGCCUAGACCUUUCUGGUCUUCUGUCUUAGAGUUGCUAAGGCACAAGGUAAGGGUUCAAAAAAGGGAAAGGAAAGAAGGAAGAAAAAGAGGUUGAACAAAUUGGUCUGGGUCUCUUAUCUUAUAACUGGAAGAUGUGUGCCCUCUCCAAGCCCUCACUGUGGUCCAACUCCACCCUAUCGGCUGUUUGCUGGGCCAGGAGUUUCCCUGUCAAAUCACAGGGAUGAGGGAGGCUACCUUUAUAUGCCUUUUAAAAUCAACAAUAAAACCCUCUAUGUCCUGGCUGUAAAGUUCCACCUCCUCUCCCUGAUCUGCCCUCUUUCAGGUUUAACUGAACCUCCCACAAUUUUCCCCUUUCCUCCUGAGAAACUUCUCUCUUCUUCUUUCAAAGAAGGUUUGAAAAAUCUUGGAAAAUUUGAGGUUUUUUGCAUCUCUCUGCCCUCUUUCCAGCUGGACCUCCUCCCCACUGGCUGAGUGACCUAGAGGAGCCAAUGAAAGGUUUUCUCUGUUCCAGGCUUUGCCUGCUUCAGGCUAGGAUUAACCCUUCUGUUCCUGGGGGAGUCCUGGAACCCUGGGACCUCACAUAGCUGGUCCUUCUGGUCUGUGGUCAAAAGUGCUCGCUGGUAGAAAGUGAGAGAAGACCCUCCCAACCACCUCUUCUCUCCUAAUAUUCCUGGAAUCAUAAAUCUCUGAAGUCCCUUUUGGCUUGGUUUUGAUGCUGGUAUCCCCUUUUAAAAUCUCCUAAAUAAUUCAUUUUGUGGGGUUUGGGGGAUUUUUUGUAUGUUUAGGUAGGACUGUGUAAAUUUUGUUAAAACCCUGGCUUCCCUAGCCUUAACAUGUCACAAAGGAGCUCUUAGUGUCUUCGGGAGGUGGGGGAGACAAGUCUUACUUUGUUGGAGAGUUAAGGUAGCUCCCUUUCCCAAUGUCUUAGGAUUCUGUUGACUCCCUUGAAUCUUUAGGCUUCUUACUAUUAACUACUCCUGAGAGUUACAUACAAAGGGGGGGAAAUAAAAUUCUUUAUUUAAAUAUUUUAUUGAUAACUUUUUUAAAAAAGAAAACACAUCCUAAUGAAUGACUCUUGUCUUCCCUCCUAGUCUUGCUUUGUUGGGGAUUUAAGAGAUCUUUUAUUUGUCAGGGGGAAAGGACUUAGUUGUACAAAAAUAUUCAGAGAAGUCCUUUUUGUAGCAACAAAGAAUUGGAAAGUGAGAGGACAUCCAUCUGGGGAAUGGCUGAGAAAAUUUUGGUAUAUGGUGGUAAUAGAAUACUAUUGUGUCAUAAGAAAUGAUUAACAGGAUGACUUCAGAAUAAAGCAUGCCAUUUUUUACCUUGUUUCCUUUUUGAGUUUUUUUUUUCCUUGUAUUGUGAUAUGUGUCUCCUUUCAAGGCAUGAGGAAUAUGGAAAUAUGGUAUUACAUGACAAUACUACUAUAACCUAUAUCAGAUUAUUUAUCUCCUUGGAGAAGGAGAAAGGGAAAGGAUAAGGAAAGGAGGGAUGGAGAAAAUCUGAAUUGAGAAAUGUCAGUUAACUGUUGUCAAAAAUUAUUUCUACAUGUAAUUAGGAAAAAGUAAUAAAAAAAGAUAUCUUUUCUCUGGGUAUGAGAAGGAACUAAUGUCAUGAUCAAGGAUGGUUACAGAUUUAUCUUUCCCAUUGACUUCACUGACUCUUGGCCUCACUAACCAUGAGAGUUACAUACAAAAGGAAAAAAUAAAAUAAAAAAAUAAUUCUUCAUUUGAAUGUUUUAUUGAUGUCCUUAAAAAAAAACCAACUUCUAAUGAAUGGCUGUCUUCUUUCCAAGAGUUUUGUCUUAUAACAAAUACAGUUAAAUAAAGCACAUCAACUACCUCUGAAAAUGUAUCCUUUAUUCCACACCUAGGACAACUGGGUGGCUCAGUGGAUAAAGCACCUGACCUGGAGUCAGGAAGACCUGAGUUCAAAUUCAGUUUCAGACUAAAUUGCUUCACAUUUGGUACACUGUGAGGGUAAUUGGAGGCAACAUCUGUUAUUGUGUCUUCUCCCCAAAUUACAUUGUAAUCAUUCUGUCCACACUUAUUAAAUGUAUAUAAAUGAAUGAAAAAAGCAUUUAGGAGCAGCUAGAUCAGUGAUGGGCAACCUUUUGAGCAUAGUGUGUCAAAAUUCGCCAAAAAACCGAGCAUAACUCGGGUGGUGUGUCACUUCAAGAACUGCCCCCCCCCCAUCCUUCUCAGCAUUUGGCCCCAUACUUCUCUGUAUGCCGCUGCAUGUCAUUGAAAAAUGGCUACGCAUGUCAGUGCUGACACACAUGUCAUAGGUUCACCAUCAUGGAACUAGAUAGUAGAGUGAAAAGAUCGCCCUGUUUUGGGGUCUGGAAGACCUGGGUUCAAAUCCAAUCUCAGACACUUUUUAGCUGUGCGAGCCUGGGCAAGUCACUUAAUCAGUCUGCCCCAAUUUCCUCAUUUGUGAAAGAGGCAUAAUAACAGCAUCUGCCUCUGUGAAGAUCAAGUGAGAUAAUCAUUGUAAAGUGCUUAGCAUAGUGCCUGGCACAGAAUAAGUGCUAUUUAGGUGUUAGCCAUUACUACUCUUGAGCCAAAACUAUUAUGCUAAGAAUUGUAUUGGGGAUAAGAAGGAAAAAAUUGAGACAGGGCCAACUCAGAAGGAUCUCACAUUCUAAUUGGGAAAGACAACAUACCAAAUAAAAUCCAGCUAGCUGUAGGGCAGAUGGAAAGACAAAGUUUUUAGUUUGUUGUUGUUCAGUUGUUUUAAUCAUGUCUGACUUUUCCUCACUCAGUUUGGGGUUUUCUCGGCAAAGAUAAUGGAGUGGUUGGCUAUUUCCUUCUCCAUCUCAUUUUACCAAUGAGGAAACUGAGCCAAAACAGAGUGAAGUGAUAGUGCCCAAGGUCACACAGUAAGUAGACUAUAUUUGAACUCAGGACUUUUCCUGACUCCAGACCUAGGGCUGUAUCCAUUAUGCCAGCUAGCUGCCCAAGUUUUUAGGUUACACAGACAUUUAAAGGACUAAAGGUGAAGAAGACUUGGAGGAAGAUGGUGUGGCUUAGAGGAUAUUAGGAGGCAGAGACAGGAUUGAAGGUAAGGCCUAGCAACUCUCCAUAUUUUCAGAAGAGAAGUUAUUGAUCUCAACCAAGCUCUGGGAGCAGUCUAGCAGUCCUGGGGUAAAGGGGAAGGGUUGUCUCCCUCCUUGCAAAGUAAGCUUCUUGAAAGGUUCUUUCCUUUUGUCUUAAUUCCCUUUUGUCUUAAUUCGAUAUGUAUGCUUAACCAUGUAUGCCUAACUCAGUGUUUCACAAAUAAAUAAUAGGCACUUAAUAAGAUGCUCGUUGAUUGAUUUCUGUACAGCCCUACCUUCAGGGAAAUUCCCACAUCAAACUGUGACUGGUAGACAAUUAUAUACUGCCUCAAAAUUCAAUUAUUUCAUCCAUGUCGUUAGGAGUAAAAAUUUAGAGCAGGAAGAUACCCUCAAAAUCUUUUCUUCCUUUCAUAGGAGGAGGUUGGGGAGUAAAUUUAGGAAAAUAAUAAACCCAAGGCCACAUGGUACUCCGAAGUCCAGCUGAACUUGAAUAUGUGUCUUCCUGGCUUCAGACUGAGGGUUCCUUCCAAUCUGUCAUGCUUGCAGGUUGUAUCUGAUGCUGCUGGGCAGGGUGUGGCUAUCACAGGGAACCAGACCUUCAAUAAUUGGAACUGGCCAAAUGCUGUCAUCUUUGCUGCCACAGUCAUCACCACCAUUGGUUACGGAAAUGUAGCCCCCAAGACACCUGCCGGACGCCUUUUCUGCAUUUUCUAUGGCCUCUUUGGGGUUCCCCUCUGCUUGACCUGGAUCAGUGCCCUGGGGAAGUUCUUCGGGGGACGAGCUAAAAGACUGGGGCAGUUCCUCACCAAGAGGGGUGUGAGCCUGAGGAAGGCUCAGAUAACUUGCACAGCCAUCUUCAUCAUUUGGGGGGUGCUAGUGCACCUAGUGAUCCCUCCCUUUGUGUUCAUGGUGACUGAGGAGUGGAACUACAUUGAAGGCCUCUACUAUUCCUUCAUUACCAUCUCCACCAUUGGCUUUGGAGACUUUGUAGCGGGGGUCAAUCCUGAUGCCAACUACCAUGCCCUCUAUCGCUACUUUGUGGAGCUGUGGAUUUACUUAGGGCUAGCCUGGCUAUCCCUGUUUGUGAACUGGAAGGUGAGCAUGUUUGUGGAAGUCCACAAAGCCAUCAAGAAACGUCGGCGGAGAAGGAAGGAGUCCUUUGAAAGCUCCCCCCACUCCAAGAAGAGCCUACAGAUGGCAGCCAGUGGGGGUGCCAAGGACAUCAAUAUUUUCAGUUUCUUGUCCAAGAAGGAGGAGACCUACAAUGACCUGAUUAAGCAGAUUGGAAAGAAGGGCCUGAAGACGAGUGGGGGAGGUGGAGAGAGAGCAGUGGGACCUGAGAGUGGAAGGGCUGCCCUCCCACCUGCCCCUGUGGGCCCACUGGCGAUCUAUACCAAAACCCGUGUGCCCAGCUACGAGGAGGUAUCGCAGACACUGAGACUGAAAGGCCACGUGUCCAGGUCUCAGAGUGGGGAAGCUGGGGAGGGACCCCUAGGUGACAACACCAAUGCUACCACGACGGUAUUUGUCAACCAGCUGGACCGGAUCAGCGAGGAGGAGAGCGAAGCAUGGGAUGCCCGGGACUGCCGCCCACUCAUCUUCGAGAAUGCCAACAUCACCUUUGUGAAUGAGGAAGGGGGCCUCUCCGAUGAGGACACUUCUAAGUCAUCUCUGGAUGACAAUUUAGCUGGGGAGGAAGGGGAAGAACAGGGAGAAGGGGAGGAGGCUGAGGCAGAAAUGCCCCUGAACCUGGGGGAAUUCCCAUCCUCGGAUGACUCCACUUUUACCAGCACAGAAUCUGAGCUCUCUGUGCCUUAUGAACAGCUGAUGAACGAAUAUAAUAAAGCCAACAGCCCGAGAGGCACGUGAGACCCCUCUCUCUGCCCCUCACCCUAUCCCAGAAAUCCUACGGCCUCUUCCUUCCCCUCCCCUCCGGGGGGGGGGGGGGGAUCCUGUGAUGGCUGAGAUUCCUGGACCUUUUUGAACCCGGAGAGAAAAGGGAACCUUAGUUCUCCCAGCCCCUCUGGCCAGAUACCACUAACCACGCAUACUCCCUGCGCUGCCUGCCAACUUCACAAUUGACUGUGUCUUUUUCAUAUGCCCAGUGGUGAGAUGGCCAAAAGAAUCAAUCAUGAAGUUGGGAAGAGAUUCGGUUCCUGAAAGCCGGUUUUUGUUUUUGUACUUUUUUACUACAUUUGUAAUUUUGGUGGGGUACAAAGGAUACUGGAGCCAGACAAGGUCAAUGGAUGGUCAAACCUACAAAAAAGCAUCAAGUUUUGGGGUGUCUGAAAGAGCUCCAAUCCUGGGAGGAUCCAUAUAGAGAAAGCUCAAUUUAGCAGGUAUUGACUGAAAGUUUAUGUUGCCCAGCAACAGGACUGUGAGUCUGAAAAGCAGUGCACUGGAGACCGUCUGUCCUUUUUCUCAAAAUGAUUUAAAGUCAACUUGGGGAUCCCAGGUGAACACACAUGAGACAGUUAAUGGGAUAGGGCAGUAUGUGAGCAAAAGGCAUGUGUGUGUUGGGGGGGGAAAGUAUAAAAGGAUGCUAGGGAAACGGACCUUAUAUUUGUUCCAAGCUGCUUCUUCCCAAGCUCCUCUUUACCACCACCUACCACCAUACCCACGAAGGGAUUCUUAAUUUUUUUAACUUUUUUUGUUUGUCAUGGAUCCCUUGGGCAGUCUGGUAAAAAUUGUAGACCUGUUCUCAGAUUUAUCUGUUUGUUUUUUUUUUCUUUUAAUCCCAUACCCUCUGUUUUAGAAUUGAUACUAUGUAUCAGUUCCAAGACAGAAGAGGCACAAGGGCUAGGCAAUUGGGGUUUGGCAUCUUGUCCAAGGUCCCACAGCUAGAAAAUGUCUGAGGUUAGAUUGAAGCCCAAGACUUCCCAUCUCCAGGCCUGACACUAUCCCCUGAGGCACCUACCUGCCCCUCAGAAUUACCUUAUAAAAUACAGGUAUCCCUUCCACAUUGUUGGGGACUAGGGGCAUAGUACCCCCAUGGUCUCGAAUAUCCACGUAAAAAUCUUUAUCCUCUUUACAUACCAGAGAAGUCUGAAUUUUUUCUUUUUUCUUUUAUGGGGUAUUGAUAAUACUACCUUAUUGUGAUAUUUGGACUAAGUAGUUGGUCAUAGGCUAUAUAAUUUCUAAACUUUUUCUUUGUUGUCUACAGGCCUUCAUAUGUCAUCCUGUGGCUUCCACAAAAUUCCCCAAAUUCCCAUUAAUUUCUUAUGCCAACUUGCCAUAUAUCAAAACCAUGGGGAUGAUGUCUCCAUGUGGAAAGGAUACCUGUGCAUGGGAUUAUAAUAGAAGCCAAUUCGACUAUUGAAAUAGCUAUAUAUAUUUGGGGUUUUUUAAGUUCACAGACUCCAGGUUAAAAACCCCCACUCUAAUGAGACAAGGGCUGUUAAGGGUUUGAAGAAGGCGAAGGUUGAAUGUGUAAUACAGAUCCCAAACUGAAACACUCCCAGUGGUGUCCACAUUUUAUAAAGACAGUUCAAGCCAAGCCUUCCCCAAAGGAGAACUUUGUGGAGUUGCUGACAAUGGGGGUGGGGGUCUAGGGUGUCCCCACAGUUUGCCUUGUUCUGGAUUACCCUUGCAAGGAGAAACAGAAGGAACAAUGAGAGAGCAGUGUGGAGUAUUGGGACAUAGACUGAAUCUGGAGUCCAGGAGAUGUGCUUUUGCCACUUAAUACCUAGAUGAUGGGCAAAUCAUUUCCCUUCCAGCCUCAUUUCUUUACCUGCAUUAAGGUGGCACUGUCCAAGAUUCCCUUCCAGCUCCAUGAUCCUAUUAGUUCCCCUCAUCUUCUCCCAACCCCACCACCCUCCACCCUUGGAAACAAUGAUUAGGAGAGGGAUAGGUCUGUGUAUCUGCUUGGCAUCUUGCCCCCUCCAUCCCUCACACACGGGUCCUUCUCAUGGGCUAAGAGAGGUUAUGCCCUACCCUUAAGGACUUGAAUGUGGGCUUCAGGGGAUAUGGAGGAUUAGGACCCAUGUCAGGUAGCUCUUUUUGUUUGGAAGGUCUGAACUCGACUAGCUUGAGGUUUCUGGGACGGUUGGAUAGCACAAUGGACAGAAUGUCAAACCUGGAGUCAGGAAGACUCAUCUCAUUCAAAUCUGGUUUCAGACAUGUAUUAAGCUGUGUGACCCUGCACAAGUCACUUAACCUCAGUUAUUUAUCUGAAAAAAAUGAGCUGGAGAAGGAAAUGGCAAAACCACUUCAGUAUUUUUGCCAAGAAAACCCCAAAUGGAGUGAAAUGACUGAACAACAAAGCUUGAGGUUUCUAGUAGAAGGGGAAGACCUUGGAUCAUAACUUUAGCUCUUUGUACCUGAAGACUUUCCCUUUCCUUCAGCUACCCCAGAAACAAGUCAAUGAUUACUUAAUUGUGGGACCAGGAGACAGAUGAGCUAGAUAAGCCAAAACUCUUUGGGAAUGGUUGAGGGAAGAGGGAUUCCACCCAUCCAGUUUCCGUGGAUUAAUAUAUAAAGUCUCUAGAUAACAAAAUACACUCCAUGUGCCCCCUGAAACUUAACUAUCCCCAAGGGAAUGUUACCACACAUUUCCUCAUCUUCUCCCCUUUAUCCCCUGUCUCUGAGAUGUCUAACUCAUUAAAACUGGCUUCCUUCAGGCCUUACCUAGAGCAAAGAGUUUGGUGAUCUUCCACAUCAUGCCUUACCUGCAUUUGAUGAAAUGGGGAAGUAGGUCAAUGAACACUGCUCAAGUCUCCUGGCCCCCUCUGCCUACCACAUCUCCCAAUCAACAGUUUCCAUCGAUCUUAGAUCUUCCAUAGAAUCUUGGGAAAUAGUAAGGUAUAUAUAUGCAUAGGCCUGGGAAGGGUGUGCUGGGUAAGUGCUUCCUACAACCUAACCUCUAGAAUCCCCAGCUGCUGUUUUUGUUUUGAUUUUUUUAGGGAAAAUGGGGGAACCUGGCCAGAAUAUAAAAUUGUUCAGGAAAUUAUUCCCCCUUUUGCUUUGGGAUGGAAAGAAGGGGGCAAGACACUUUCUGUGCAAUGUCUCCCUGGGGCAGUCCUGUUCUGCUCUCUGUGGAUAGUUUUUAGUUUAUUUUUUUUUAUUAGUAUUUUUAAAAGGGUGGUUUUUUUGUUUUUUCAGUUUUAAAAAAUGUAUAUAUAGGUGGAGUCUGUGGUUGGCUACUGAUGGCAUCUUAAAUCCAUAUCCCAAAAGUAAGGGGUCUGGGGAAAUGUUUGGGUUGCCCGGAGAACCCAUCUGAUAAAUCAGUGAGUCUUAAGCCAUCUUAGAUGGAAAGCACUGAAUAGACCACUCCCUCCCUCCUUCUUUCCCCAUGGCUCAGGGCUUUAGCCAGUAUCGUGUGUUAGGGGAUUGAGUGGUACAUAGAGCACUUUUAUAGAGCCAUCUCUGCCACCUCAGUUUUAUCUUCCUCCCCCUGGUUAAUUGCCAGGUAACCUUUAGCUCUUAACUCCAUUUGAAACUGUGUUGAUGAUUGUCUCAGCUGAACCCAUUGCUACAAAGCUGCUGAUUGCUCCUAGGGGUAGGAAAAGUAUCCAUUGCAGGCAACUGGAUGAUGCAAGAGAGACCUAAUUUCCCACAGCUCACCAGCAGAUGCUAAGACCCAGGGGGGCUUGGAUUGAACACUGAGAGUGUCCUUCUGUGGUGGGAGGCAGCAUUUUGUAGUGGAAAAGUGGAUUGGAGAAUCUGAAGAUGUGGGUUUAAUCCCAGCCCUCAACACAUAACUCUUCUGUGUGAUCCUGGGCAAGUCACUUGUACUGUGCAGCUCAAGUGUAUUCAUCUAUAAAAUGGGGUUAUUAAUAGUUGCACUACCUAUCUCACAGGGUUGUUGUGAGGAAUGUGAUUUUUGUAAACCUGAAAGUACCAUAGAAAUGUGAACCAUCAUGGGGGUGAAUGGCCAGAAGCUCCCUGUUCUGUGGAGUCUGGCAUGCCACCCCCACACCUACCUGCACCUCACUCCAAGUGUUUGAGGUGGAUGGGAAGGAAUGUCCUCAUCUUUUCAUAUGAUUGAUAUUCAUGACAUUUUCUUCAUUUGAUGAUCCCACCUUGCCUAUCACUGACUGUCUUGGAAUCAAACACACUGUAUGUAAAUAUUGGCAAAGUCAAUGUCAAGUGUAAUUUAUUUUAACAUUUUUUCAAUAAAAAAUGAGAUGGAUAGUUAA